Messenger RNA from Acanthamoeba castellanii str. Neff, 1452 nucleotides. RefSeq lists its product as uncharacterized. The transcript has a single exon. Bases 1 to 1452 code for a protein of 483 amino acids. NCBI's taxonomy places the organism in Eukaryota, Discosea, Longamoebia, Acanthamoebidae. The record is from RefSeq and is a predicted model, not a curated record.
AUGAGCAACACUGCGGCCGCGACGACGGCACCGGCGACGGGCGGCACCACGACCAGCACGGCGGCCAACGUGCGCACGUGGGCGGGCCACCGGCAGGCCUUCCCGCUGGGCCAGUCGCACACGCCGCUCACGUCGAUGCCCACGCUCGGCCGGGCGCUGACGGACGGCAACCUCAACGAGGUGGGCUUCGUCAACUCCUUCCUCCAGCACUUGGCCCAGCAGUCCGGACCCGAUCGAGAGGACGACUCGGACGAGGACGCCAAGUACGAGGAAGAGGACGAGGAGGCGGCCCGCGAGUACGAAGACGACGAGGACUACUACGCCCGCAACAAGAAGCGACGCUCCCGCUGGCGCGCCAACUACCCCAAGAUCAAGAAGCCCAAGCGACCCACCGGCGACGGCGGUGGCUCGUCGGCCUCCUCCUUGUCGUCGUCUUCGGCUUCACGUCGCCGCGCGAGCGUCAGCGUCACCGCCAGCAACUACGGCGCCGGCGGCAGCGGCAGCGGCAUGGUGAGGAGGGAACAGCGGUCCAACUCGGUCUCGUCCUACUUCGCCAUGCGCAACAACGAGGCCAACAACAACAUGAACAUGAACAUGAACGCCAAUGUCACCGAGAACAGCAACGGCAGCAGCAGCCCCUCGUCGGCGUUCGGCGGUGACUACAUCGACUCUCGCCUCUGCUCGCCGCCCGACCAUCACCAGCAGCCGCCGCCGCCUGCCCCGCGGUCUUCCUACUCGCACGGCGGCCGCCCCGACCUGGGCCUGCCCGAGUGGAUGGCCGCCCCCUCGUUGCCCUCUGGCGGCGGCCCCGACCACGACGAGCUGCCCGCCGUGCCCAGCCCGCCGCCGCUCUACCCGGUGGGCCUCCCCUCCAUCCAGCCCUUCUACCCGCCCCCGCCCCCGCCCCACCACCACCACGACCAGCGUCACCACCACCUCCUCCAGCGUUCGGCCUCCUCUCCCGCCGUACUUCCGCCGUCCUACGCCUCCUUCUCGUCGCCCGCACGUCUGGCCGACGCCAACGAGCCGUACUACUCGCCGCAGCACCACUACCCUACCGUGCAGCAGCAGCAGCAGCCGCCGCCGUUGUCGGCCUCUACGUGGGGCAUGCCCCCUCCCGUGCCGGUCUCGCUCACCACCAACGUCGCGACGGCGGCCAUGGGCGACGAGGACGAUGAAGUCUUGGAGUCGAGCAGCACCGGCAUGCCGCAGCAGCAGCGCCCGCUCGACUACAUGGCGGUGGCGGGUCCGCCGACAGACGACGACGAGGGGUCGUGGCUGGAGGACCUGCUGCGCAUGGAGCAGCCCUCGUCGGCGGCCGACAGCUCGUCCUUCCCCUCCACGCCCCUCUCGCCCGCCCACGCCAACCACCACCACCACAGCGUGCACGGCCAGCACCAGCCGACCUCGUCGGCCAAGGACGCCUUCUACGCCGAACUCUUCGGCUUCUGA